Molecule: messenger RNA, 4942 nt
Organism: Etheostoma spectabile (orangethroat darter)
Lineage: Eukaryota; Metazoa; Chordata; Actinopteri; Perciformes; Percidae
Gene: tnfsf10l
Product: TNF superfamily member 10, like
Exons: 7
Coding region: 326-1324 (332 amino acids)
Biological process (GO): immune response
Cellular component (GO): membrane
Molecular function (GO): tumor necrosis factor receptor binding
Source: RefSeq, a predicted model, not a curated record
CUCUCUUUCGGUUGCAGCCCAUCAGUCCUCCGCUGCUGCCUCCUCCAGUAGCAGCAGCAGCUCCAGUCCCCUCUUUAUGCAGCAGCCGCGCGCUGAACAGACCUGGACAUAUCCAAACUUUAACUUCCAGCUCGUGUCUCUCCUGCCUACCUGCCUGCUCGACCUGCAGCUCUUCUCCUCCCCGCCCCGCUCUCCCCGCUGAGCUCCACAUGAACAGCUCCAUUUGCAGCGGACGCAUGGAGAUCUAAUUUUGCGCUCAAGUCCCGUGGAGGCUGUUGUUGUUGUUGUUGGGCUGUUAGUGUUGUUUUGCUGUUCCCUUGGUUGUAUGGUCUGCUCAUGCGUCGGGAAUGCCAUGGCCACUCCGAGCGCACAGCAGCAGCACCAGGAUUAUUUCAGAUCGGUUAGCAGCGAGUCCACCACCUACAUGAUGGUCCCGGCCGGCGGGCCGAGCGGGACGAGGCGCCGGGAAACGCCUUCCAAGAUGUGGGUGGCGAUGGUGGUCAUAGUUGUGGUGGUGCUGCAGAUAGCCUGCACCACGGGGCUCUUCCUCUACCUGAACAUGUCCAUAUCGCAGGUGCGUAGCCAGGGGGUCACAGAGGAGCUGAAGUGCCUGAGUUUACUGAAUGCUCUGGAUAAGGACCAGGACAUCCCCGACCAGCUGGCCCAGCUCUUCGGGGAGCCCUGCAUCAAACUGGCCGAAGGCAUCAAAGCAUACAUCUCCAAGGUGACAGAGAACAUCAUCUCUAAACAAACCUUCAUAGAGGCGAGAACCAUGCCUCGCUCUUUCAACAACUCAGGGUCAAAGUUCAUGACCUCGGUGGCCCAGAGGCCAUCUGCUCACUUGACCCUCAGAGACACCGGCUCUCAAGGGUUCCCUCCCUACCUGACGCCAGGUCUCCACCAGUCCUGUCGCCAUGUGGUCCGCACAUGGGCCAAUCAGAGCUUCGGAGCUCACCUGCACAACAUGACCCUGUCCAAUGGGAAACUCCGGGUGCCUCAGGAUGGGCGGUACUACUUGUACUCACAGGUGUAUUUUCGUUAUCCGUCCCCAGCAGCCAGUGACGGAGACCAGCGCAGCGUCAGCCACCAGCUGGUGCAGUGCGUGUACAAGAAAACCUCCUACCCCAGCCCCAUACAGCUCCUGAAGGGGGUGGGAACGAAGUGCUGGGCUCCGGACGCCGAGUACGCCCUCCACUCCGUCUACCAGGGAGGUCUGUUUGAGCUGAGGGCCGGCGACGAGCUCUUCGUCUCCGUCUCGUCCCCGACCAUGGUCAACGCGGACGACUCCUCCAGCUACUUUGGCGCCUUCCGCCUGGACCUCUGAGCGUAAAGGAUGGAAGAAGAAAGAAACAAACAGAUGAAUAAAUGGGUGGGCUGAAGACGAUGAGUUAGGGGCCUUCUGAAUUUCCGUUGAUUGAAAGAAACAUUUUUGUCAGAGCUGUAGGACGUUGGCCUGGAUCUUGGAUCCUCAAAGUUUGCUUGGAUGGAGAGAUACACUGACGGAUGGAACCGCUGAGAAAUAUACAAAGACACAUGUGCAAUCACGCAAAAAAUAAAUGUGAGGAUAUCAAUUUUCUGUUGAUUCUUGGGAAUAGCAAAUUGCCUUUUGGAUGUCAAAAAAAAGAAGUUAACCACAGAAAAACAUGUAACACCUUCCUGUCAGAUGAGAAUUUCCCAUAGAAUUAGGCCACCCUACACCCACAAAUACCACAUGAAUCGCAGUAUAUUUCGAACAACAGCAUCCUUUUUGUGGGAUUUGGAUUCAAGACCGAAGAAUGUAGACAAUAAAAACUCAAAUCCUCUGCAUCCGAGAUGUGGGGAAGGACUGUGGAAUGGUAGCAGAAGAAAGUCAAAUGAUCAAACCAAAGCAAAGCUUUUUUUUUCUUUUUUUAAAGCGUGCCAUGAGAGUACUGUACAUAUGGAUGGCUGAGAAAGAGAUUUAGACAAUGAACUGUGGUGAUUUAGAAAAAUAACUCACAUGUAUUUUACCUUGCCUGGACUUAAAACCACUUGGAUUUUGCCGAGGACUAUCUACAACACUAGAUCUGUGGAUUUUAUGCAAAGACAUUUUUUGGAUGAUAAGGAUUGUUUCUUUGUACUUGAUUGAGUAAUAUGACUGCAAGACCGUGAGCAACAUAUAGUGCCUUUUUGAACAAAUGACAUUGCAAGGAGGAAUGAAAACAGAGAGGAAGAGGCAGAAAUCUUGUAAAAGGCCAAUAAGAAUGACCUCAUGCAGCAGAAGAUAAAAGGAAAGAGAGAGAACAAGGCUGGUAUGCAGCCCGACCAGUCUGUGUUGUUGAAGAUUCCCUUGCAAUCUCUUUUUCUUUUCCUUUUCCUGUAAAGAAUUUAAAAAAUCUUGUCUACCCUGUGAAGCUGCAUUCAGUUUUAUUUUAAACAUCAGUGAAGUCACCAACCACAGACACACAUGCCAACAGCUAGUCGCACAAACACAAACACACAAAGGCAUGGUUUAGGUGCUUAUCAGAUCAAGAGAAAAGAGGUUUGGCAAUUUUAACAAACACUCACUGUCACUGAUAUGUUGUUAAAACAUCUAAAUGUCUGAAACUACUUUUAUUUUGCACCAAAUUUAGCCCAAUCUUAACCAAGAUAUCUUUAGUCUUGCAAAUCACACAAAAACAGUUACUUUGGAGAGUCAUCAAAGACCAAAUAAGGAAAGUGGCCACUCAUUAUAUAAAAAAGGUCAACUGGAGAAUUGACUGUACAAAAAAUAACAUCUGUACAAUGAGAGAAUUGCCUGAAAUUGGAGCAGAUUUACAUCACUUUAGCACGGAUUAACAUUAGAGAAAUAGGUUGACAUUUUGACAUUUUUAUCCAUCUUUCUGUGAGUUAGAUGAGUUUCAUACCACUCCCAGAACUGCUACAAGCAGGAGACAGUUCAUCUGUUUUAUAUUAGUCUAUUUCACGGCGUUCCACUUCCGGGAUUGCUCCGUUGCUGAUGGAAAUCCGUCGGAUUUCACUUUUAGGCCGGAUGUCCGUUACCUUCUGCUUUCUUUGUGUUGGUAUUUUAAUCUCCGGUGGCCUGAUGAUAUGUUUAACUGCUCCUCAGAUCUCUGCAGGGUAAAUCCAGACAGCUAGCUAGACUAUCUGUCUAGUCUGAGUUUUCUGUUGCACAACUAAAACAACCUUUUAACGUACAUGUUUCACCAAAACAAGUUCCCUUCCCAUGGCUAUUUUGCAGAGACACCGUUGCGCCAUACAGCAGUUAGUGCCGUCCAUGACCACUGUGAUUGGUUAAAAGAAAUGCCAAUAAACCAGAACACAUUUUUCUUCCAUCCUGGAAAUGUUGUGUGGACUUGCCAGAACCUCCUCCACAGCGCUGUAGAGAAAGGUCUGGCACUGCGAGACUGAUUUAUUUGAACAGAUAUCUGCAUAUGCAUGCCGAAUCUGGAGGCAACGGGACAAGAUUUUGUUAUCGUAAAUGUUCUGGUUUACCUUUGUAAUCCGAGUAGUUUUGACCAAUCAUGUUUGAGCAGGCUUUGGUUGCAUGCAGGUAAACAGUCUGUGUGGAGCGUAAAAGAAGCGGAAAGCAUUGGCCAAAAUGCAAUAUCGGAACCCAUUAGCUCUCUUAACUUAGCUUAGCACAAAGACUGGAAGCAGAGGCAAAGGAGGAUUUUGUCACUUGCCAUGCUAGCUGUUUCUCCUUGUUUCAACAUGUUAAACUAACUGCCUUCUGGCUCCAGCUUCAUAUGGUAUCAAACUCAUCUAAUCCUUAGCAAGACAAAAUGAGCUUUAUUGCUUUAUUUCACAACCAGUCACUUAUCAUGUGCCAAUCAAAUGUGUUUAAAUAUUAUUGUAUUAGUUAGUUAACUGGAUAAAAGUUUAAUGCUAACAAGAAAACAAAAGUACAAAAACUACAUUCACACACACCAGCAGAUGAAUUCCUCCAAUAUGGCUGCCAGUCACCUGGAAAACGUUGACAAAAAUAAAAACAUAAGCAAACAUUUUAUACAGUUCUGAUUUAGAAACACACCGAAGAAUUGCACAACAGUUCAGAGGUGAAGACAGAAAAGAUGAAUUUUAGGAAAAUACAAAGCAGAUAUUAGUAACAAAACACAGACUCGCAUUAAGACAGAUUUGGAAGGGGAAAGAGAAGAUAUUCACAGACAAACUAUGCACCAACUCGCACAGACUCCACCCCGGCACACUUUAUCUCUGGCAUGCACAUAAGGAGAUACAAACACCACCUCUCACCACAUCCAGGCUGUGCUCCGCAGAAACACACAUCAUCCAGCUUCACAUUCUAAAGACCCAAACCCACCCAUUUAUCCACACCAUCUUGCCUCCCUGUGUCAUCUGGUAGCUGUCAGUGAUCAGUUGGCGGCAUGCAUGGAGUGUGUGUGUGUGUGUGUGUGUGUGUGUGUGCAUGCACUGAUGUUUCUUUAAAGUGCUCGGUUCACAUGGAUAAUUCAUAAAACGAGGUCAAACUAACGUAAACGCAUUUCUUUGUGUCUCUACUAUUUGUUUUCCCUAAGAGAAAAGGUUUUAUACACUCACACACACUCUGACGCACACUUUUAACCAGGUGACUCAGUUUGAUUGCCGUUUCAACUGUGUUUUGUUUUGCACCAGGUCACGUUUCUGUUGGAUUUUCUCUCAGCACGCUGACGCUCCAUUACAUCACACAUACCAAGCUUGCCCUCUCUCUGUAAACUUGAGCCAAAGUUGGUUUGUUUUUCAGUAUAAACUUCCAACAAUCAUACGGCCUUUUCUUUCUUGCACUCCGACCAGCACAAACAGAUCACUCAAACAGGUCCAGCGGCGGUGAUAAUGCAACUAACAACAACAACAGCUGAAAUCUCUGGCCAGCGGGGGAAACAUUUGCAUUGAAUGUGUCUGAGGUGUGUUUGUACUCAACAGUUUUGUAGCUGUGAACAUGUGUAGCACAUGGUUGCUAUGAAAAUAAACAAAUAUUUGAACUUUC